CGUUUCGCGCGCAGAUUCAAUCGUACACCUUACUAGAUCAUUCAAUAAUUUCUAAUGUGAUUUGUGUCUUUCAUUAUUUAGGAGCAAUGGCGUCGAUUCCUGUUUUGUUGGUAUUGCUCGUAUCGAGUAGUCUGUCAUCGGCCAAGGACAUCGCGGAAAAAUCAAAAUUGUCACACCUUCUUGAGGGCAACGGCAUCAAAGAUGAGCCGUCGGACAAACCUGUCAAAAGGCAGAUAUUUGCUCCAUCAUCUGCAAUUUUUUCACCCGCUCCUGCCGUCGUACCGGUUCCGGCGACCUUACCAGCUGCACCGCCAGUAGUACAAACUGCAGUCGCUCUGGAUCCUAACCCAGUAGUUCUUCGUCAAGAAGUUCCAAGAUUCAUCACCAGAACCAUCACACAGAAUGUUCAAGUUCCAGUUCAAGUGCCUGUUCCUGUCCCUGUAGACAGACAGGUACCAGUGCCUGUGAGAGUAAAUGUACCGGUAGCCGUCGAUAGGCCUGUACCAGUGCCUGUGUAUCACCGAGUGCCAGUGGAGGUCACGAGGCAUGUGCCAGUGUAUUACGAGAGGAGAGUGCCAUACCCGGUUAGAGUGCCUGUUUCUGUGCCAGUGCCUUAUCCUGUGACAGUGGAGCGUCACGUGCCUGUGGAUCGGCCGGUGUAUGUGGAAAGACCUGUGGCGGUGCCGCAGCCUGUGUAUGUUGAUCGACCUGUAAAUAUACCUGUUCCUGUUCAAGUGGACCGGCCUGUACCUGUACCGCAGCCGUUGCUAGUAGAUCGGCCAGUUCCAGUGCCUCAGCCUGUACCUGCAGUACCUGCGGUGCCUGCGAUACCGGCAGUGCCAGCGUCUGGUUUUGGCUUGUCUGGAGUUUUUAUCCGUUAAUGUCUACCCCGUUUCGAGUGUUUGUGAGGUUCUACGUUCUACCGAUGCCAUUUGUUACAUACUAGAUAAGUUGUAUUAUUGAGCAAUUUUUGUAUCACGUUUGACAAAUAAAAUAUUGUGACGUG
Hyposmocoma kahamanoa is the source of this 1006-nucleotide messenger RNA. Its product is annotated as tetra-peptide repeat homeobox protein 1-like. Bases 87 to 881 code for a protein of 264 amino acids. The transcript has 2 exons. NCBI's taxonomy places the organism in Eukaryota, Metazoa, Arthropoda, Insecta, Lepidoptera, Cosmopterigidae. The record is from RefSeq and is a predicted model, not a curated record.